AUGGCCAAUGCCUACUCGCUGCGCUCGAUCAUCAUCUUGGAUUGGGCCGAUGCGCUCGGCCUGAGUGAUGGCGAUGAUGAUGAGAGUCAGCUGGUGUUGGACGCUGUGCUGGUGGUUGAUGCCGAGGCGCUCAACGCGGUCAUGCCUCAUACGAUCGGAGUUGCUCCGAGUCUGCUGCCGGAUAUGCUGGGCGACGAGGCUCGAUUGCCGUGGUCGGUUCUCGCUGUCGCGCCCAAGCACGGCAUCUCGGUGGCGGACUGGUCGGCAGAGGUGCUGCUGCCAGCGCUGGCGGAGCGGAUGCCUCGACCGGGUGCGGUGCUUGCGCACUUUUCGCCUGCGGUGACAGGCCUGGACUACCCGGUGGCGAUGGAGAUGGCUGUGCCCGGAGCCAGCGCGGAUUGCAUGGGCCAGCUCUCGGUCUCGGCCCAGGUUGCGAGGCGGGUGCUCGCCCGCGAGAGCCAGGACCCGGGCGAGGUGGCGCGGCGGCGGGCGGCGCACGAGCUCUUAGGACUUCCGCUCACGUCGCGAAUGUUUGAUGUUGCACACGCGAUGACGGCGUCAGGGAGCCCGCUUGUUGCGGGGCUCGACGACGGCGCAGGACCAUCGGAUGAGCUCCCGCGCGACGCGGACAUCUCUCAGGUGCUUGUGGACGUCCACACCGGCGUCCGGGCACCUAAGGGCACUGAGGUUGCCUGUGUCGACGGAUCGCUGGCUUACUUUCACUACGGGGUCGGGCGAGUCAACGACGCUGGGUGGGGCUGCGCCUAUCGCUCGCUGCAGACGCUCGCAUCCUGGCUUGUGCUCAACAGCUACACGCAAGCGCGAGUGCUCUCGAUCCGUGAGAUCCAGGAGGUGAUUGUGGCGGCUGGCGGGCGCGAGGCCGAGUUCAUCGGCUCGUCGCAGUGGAUCGGCUCGAUGGAAGUCGGCACAGUGCUGACAGCGCACUACGGAGUGGUGUACAAGAUCUUGUCUGUGCCGUCGGGCGCGCAUGUGCUGGACUACGUGGAGCCGCUGAUGGCGCACUUUGCCCAGCAUGGCUCGCCGGUCAUGAUCGGCGGCGGGGUGCUCGCGUACACAUUGCUCGGAGUGGCGGUGCCAGCCAGUGGUGGCGAAGCCAAGUUCCUCAUCCUUGACCCGCACUACUCGGGACAGGAGAAUGCGGGCACUGUUCGCAAGAAGGGAUGGGUGGGGUGGAAGGACGCGUCACUGUUCAAGGCCGACGCCUUUUACAACUUUUGCCUGCCGCAGACGCCGGCCAAGAUCCCGACUUUCUGAGCAGCAUGCGUACGGUGCGAGGCUCGAGCUCAGUUCUUUGCGGCGGUGAGCUUGGGUCGGACGCGGACCUUGCGCCGGACCUUUGCCCGCGUCUUGGGCGGCUUCGGCGGCGAGCCUGGCGGGAGCUCGGACGAGACCGAGUACGAUGAGCAGGCGUAGGACUCGGACGACGAGGCGGCGCCGAGAAGCCCGAGAUCUGACGAGCAGCUCGACGAGCG
Thecamonas trahens ATCC 50062 is the source of this 1493-nucleotide messenger RNA. Its product is annotated as Ufm1-specific protease 2. NCBI's taxonomy places the organism in Eukaryota, Apusomonadida, Apusomonadidae. The record is from RefSeq and is a predicted model, not a curated record. The transcript has 2 exons. Bases 1 to 1275 code for a protein of 424 amino acids.